AUGGCUCCGCCGCCCGCCGCUCAGGCCGUUGCCGCCCUCCUCCUCGCCGCACUGCUCGCGCUGGCCUCCUCCCACGCCGCCGCGGCCACCGGCGUCUUCCAGGUGCACCGCAAGUUCCGGCGAGCUGCCGGCGAGGAAGGCGGUAACAUAACCGCCCACCUCGCCCACGACAUCGGCCGCCGGGGCCGUCUCCUCGACGCCGUCGACGUGCCCCUCGGCGGCCUUGGCCUCCCCACCGACACCGGGCUGUACUAUACGAAAAUCGAGAUCGGGACGCCGCCCAAGCCGUUCCACGUGCAGGUGGACACCGGCAGCGACAUCCUCUGGGUCAAUUGCAUCACCUGCGACAAAUGCCCCCACAAGAGCGGCCUCGGGAUAGACCUGAUGCUGUAUGACCCCAAGGGAUCAUCUAGUGGGAGCACGGUAUCAUGCGACCAACCGUUCUGUGCCGCCACAUACGGGGGCAAGCUACCAGGGUGCACUGCGAGCUUGCCUUGCGAGUACAGUGUCAUGUAUGGUGACGGUAGCACCACCACGGGCUAUUUCGUCAGUGACUUGCUGCAGUAUAAUCAAGUCGCUGGGGAUGGGCAAACACGGCAUGGCAAUGGCAGUGUCACAUUCGGGUGUGGUGCUCAGCAAGGUGGGGAUUUAGGAAAUACAAACCAGGCCCUUGAUGGAAUUAUUGGGUUUGGCCAAUCAAAUACAUCAAUGCUAUCACAGCUAGCUGCUGCAGGAAAAGUGAAGAAGAUAUUUUCUCAUUGUUUGGAUACCAUAACUGGAGGUGGAAUCUUUGCUAUCGGAGAAGUUGUACAGCCAAAAAUAAAAUCAACACCAUUGAUACCCAAUAUGUAUGUUCAUCUUAUCACCAUAAAGUUAUUAUUCUAUCUGUCUUAUACUGAUAGGGAUUUUUCAACAGCUGUCCUCUAA
Molecule: messenger RNA, 927 nt
Organism: Triticum turgidum subsp. durum (durum wheat)
Lineage: Eukaryota; Viridiplantae; Streptophyta; Magnoliopsida; Poales; Poaceae
Source: the annotation of a GenBank genome assembly